AUGGACUGGCUACAGAUGGUAACACCUGAGGAGAUGGUAUAUGUAGGUAAGAGGGUAAAUACAGUGAAAGAGCUAGAGGUUGCUGUAAGGAGGUACGCUGAGAGUAGAAUAAGGAGGAGACAUAUAUAUGAUCCAGUAUGUAGUGAAUGUGGGAGUAAGUCUAUUGUAAUGAUAGAUGGAGCAGAUACAUGUACAGAAUGUGGAGUAUGUAGUUUGAAUAACUUUUCGUAUUACGUUAGUUACAACUACAACAAGGACGACUAUCUGAAAAAGAAGUCUUGUCAUAAGAGAGUUCGCUGGUUUGAGAGACAUUUAUUUAAACAUGUUGCUGCUAGGGAUAGGGAUACCAUACGGGAGCAGUUUAGAAGCAUCGUGAGAUGUAUACAAAGACUUAAGCUGCAAAGGGGGCGCAACAUUGUUAGGUACAAGUUUUACCUACUCAGGCUAGCCAGUAUGAACGGUAUUAAGCUGAGAAACCCUCCUGAGGACAUCAGAACUCAAAAGAUAGUGGACACCCUUGAGGACAGGUUGUAUGGGAAAGUUUUUGUUGAGCUUGGAUGGAAACCUGAAAAAUGUUAA
Molecule: messenger RNA, 579 nt
Organism: Paramuricea clavata
Lineage: Eukaryota; Metazoa; Cnidaria; Anthozoa; Malacalcyonacea; Plexauridae
Source: the annotation of a GenBank genome assembly